Messenger RNA from Cyclocybe aegerita, 1185 nucleotides. The record is from the annotation of a GenBank genome assembly. NCBI's taxonomy places the organism in Eukaryota, Fungi, Basidiomycota, Agaricomycetes, Agaricales, Hemipholiotaceae.
AUGCCCCAAAUCUUCACUUUGUCCCAGACUCCAGUCACCUGCCAUUCUUUCAGCGCGGACCGUUCUCAAAUUGCGGUCAGCUUGAACAAUAACGAUGCUCAAAUUCUCUCCCGUCAAGGAAAUGAAUGGGUUUCUACCGUUACCCUCUCCGAGCACGAUAAACUGAUCACCUCGAUUGAUUGGGCUCCCAAUUCCAAUCGCAUUGUGACCUGCUCUCAAGAUAGGAACGCUUACGUCUGGCAAGAGCAGCCUGACCCGGAAACCGGAAGGCUCGUCUGGAAACCGACACUGGUUUUGUUGAGGAUCAACAGGGCGGCUACUAAUGUGCGUUGGAGCCCCAAGGAAGACAAGUUCGCAGUUGCCAGUGGUGCUCGUGCUAUCGCCAUUUGCUCCUUUGACCCGGAGAACAAUUGGUGGGUGUCCAAGCUGCUGAAGAAACCUAUCCGAUCGACCGUUCUCUCUGUGGACUGGCACCCGAACAAUGUCUUGCUUGCGGCAGGCAGUGCUGACAUGAAAGCUCGGGUCUUUUCUGCAUACAUUAAGGAAGUGGAUGAGAGGCCGGCUCCAACUGUUUGGGGUUCCAAACUCCCUUUCAAUACUAUUUGUGGAGAAUACACGAGCCCCGCUGGUGGAUGGGUACAUACCGUUGGGUUUUCUCCGUCUGGAGAUGUCCUAGCUUUCGCAAGUCACGAUAGCUCCAUCAACAUCGUAUAUCCUGGUGGUCCAGUGGUUUACAACAUUCGCAUGUCUUCCCUUCCUCUUGUCAGCCUGACCUGGACCUCUGAAGAUACAAUCGUUGCUGCUGGGCACGAUUGCCGUCCUCUCGUAUUCUCAGGGUCAGAGGCUGGCUGGCAAGAAGCUGGAACCCUUGACGAUGCAUCAGGCAAAUCACCCGAUUCUCGUUCAGGCUUUGGAGGUUCUAGCGUUGGUCGCCUGAAGGCCGGUGCUUUCGCGACCUUCCGCGAUGCAGACUCCCGUGGCCAAUCUAGUUCAGGCUCUGCAGCAACCGACACCAAGCUUAGCACCAUCCAUCAGAACACGAUUACCACUGUGCGCCCAUACGAGUAUCGUGGAAGUAACAUCACGAGGGUUAGUACUUCAGGUGUGGAUGGGAUGUUGGUGAUCUGGGAUGUCAAUGCCGUAUCCGCGUUGAGCAGCCGUCUUGGAGCCGCCCAUUUGAGGUAG